AUGGGAAACGAUUUCGACGCUAAACCCAUCAAUGAGAUUCACGAAGAUGAAGAAACAGAGCUUGGUUUGAGGGCGGUGAGGCUAGCCAAUUACAUAACCUUCCCUAUGGUAUUCAAAGCCGCCAUCGAGCUCGGUGUCAUCGACACUCUCUACUCAGCUGCUCGUGCUGACGUCAACGGAUCCGGUUCGUUCCUCAAACCGUCUGAGAUAGCGGUUCGGCUUCCCACAACGCCUAGUAACCCUGAAGCACCGGCUCUGUUGGACCGUAUGCUUCGUUUACUCGCCAGCUACUCUAUGGUCAAGUGCCAAGUCGUUGACGGCGAGAGGGUUUACAAAGCCGACCCUAUUUGUAAAUACUUCUUGAGAUACAAUAUUGAAGAAAUGGGCACACUUGCUUCUCAGUUCAUUCUUGAACUCGACAGUGUCUUCCUCAAUACCUGGGCACAAUUAAAAGAUGUGGUGUUAGAAGGAGGAGAUGCAUUUGCUAGGGCUAAUGGUGGUUUGAAGCUAUUUGAUUAUAUAGGCACUGAUGAAAGAUUAAGCAAACUCUUUAACCGGACCGGUUUCAGCGCCGGGGUUUUGAAGAAGUUUCUAGAAGUUUACAGAGGUUUCGAAGGAGUUAAUGUGUUGGUUGAUGUAGGAGGAGGUGUUGGGAACACGCUAGGGUUUAUUACUUCAAAGUAUCCAAACAUGAAAGGUAUCAAUUUUGACCUAACUUGUGCUGUGAUACAAGCACCUUCUUAUCCUAAUGUGGAGCAUGUGGCUGGAGAUAUGUUUGUUGAAGUCCCAAGAGGAGAUGCUAUCAUCUUGAAACGUAUACUUCAUGAUUGGACUGAUGAAGACUGUGACAAGAUUCUCAAGAACUGCUGGAAAGCGUUACCGGAGAAUGGGAAAGUGGUUAUAAUGGAACUAGUUAUUCCCGAUGAGUCAGAGAUUGGUACUGUGCAGUCCAACAUUGCCUUUGAUAUGGAUUUGUUGAUGCUCACACAGCUCUCUGGAGGAAAAGAGAGGACUCGUGCUGAGUAUGAAGCUUUAGCUGCUAAUUCGGGUUUUGCCAGUUGCAACUUUGUAUGCCAAGCGUAUCAUUUGUGGGUCAUUGAGUUUUUAAAAUAG
Messenger RNA from Thlaspi arvense, 1113 nucleotides. The record is from the annotation of a GenBank genome assembly. NCBI's taxonomy places the organism in Eukaryota, Viridiplantae, Streptophyta, Magnoliopsida, Brassicales, Brassicaceae.